Piliocolobus tephrosceles (Ugandan red Colobus) is the source of this 3057-nucleotide messenger RNA. It is a transcript of the gene SLC6A17, whose product is annotated as solute carrier family 6 member 17. The record is from RefSeq and is a predicted model, not a curated record. Gene Ontology annotation, cellular component: synaptic vesicle; plasma membrane. Lineage: Eukaryota; Metazoa; Chordata; Mammalia; Primates; Cercopithecidae. The transcript is spliced from 12 exons. The coding region runs from base 456 to 2639 and encodes 727 amino acids. Gene Ontology annotation, biological process: sodium ion transmembrane transport; glycine transport; alanine transport.
AGUGCGCGCAGCGCUCCGCCCAGCUCCGUUCCGCACCGCAGAGCCGGCGCGGGCAGGGCGCAGGGAGGGCGGCACUCGGCCCCAGUCUUCGCAGCCCCGCGUGCUCUCUGCCGUGGGACCUGGGUCCCCGCGCCGCUCCCCUGAGCCCCGAGCGCGCGGCGGGCGGGUGCCGGCUUGGGACUGGCGGUGAGGCAGGGAGUGAGGAGCGAGCGGAGUCGCGUGCGCCGCCGCGCAGCUCCGGGUCGCCCCAGCCCCAGCCGGGGGCCUGUGGCCCAGGGGAGGAGCUGUCCGUCCGCGACCCGUCGGGGACCGCAGCUGCUCGGCCGGAGUGCACGGGCCGAGUCUGCGCGACUACCCACGCGUGACAGGCCCCUGGAUGAGAAGGAGCUGAUAGCAGCUGAAUUCCAUCUUCUCUGUGUGCUGGGGAGCAGGGCUACACGGCCCAGGUGGCAUCCAUGCCGAAGAACAGCAAAGUGACCCAGCGUGAGCACAGUAGUGAGCAUGUCACUGAGUCGGUGGCCGACCUGCUGGCCCUCGAGGAGCCUGUGGACUAUAAGCAGAGCGUACUGAAUGUGGCUGGCGAGGCAGGCGGCAAGCAGAAGGCAGUGGAGGAGGAGCUGGACGCAGAGGACCGGCCGGCCUGGAACAGUAAGCUGCAGUACAUCCUGGCCCAGAUUGGCUUCUCUGUGGGCCUCGGCAACAUCUGGCGGUUCCCCUACCUGUGCCAGAAAAAUGGAGGAGGUGCUUACCUGGUGCCCUACCUGGUGCUGCUGAUCAUCAUCGGCAUCCCCCUCUUCUUCCUAGAGCUGGCCGUGGGCCAGAGGAUCCGCCGCGGCAGCAUUGGUGUGUGGCACUAUGUGUGUCCCCGCCUGGGGGGCAUCGGCUUCUCCAGCUGCAUAGUCUGUCUCUUUGUGGGGCUGUAUUAUAACGUGAUCAUCGGGUGGAGCAUCUUCUAUUUCUUCAAGUCCUUCCAGUACCCGCUGCCCUGGAGUGAAUGUCCUGUCGUCAGGAAUGGGAGCGUGGCAGUGGUGGAAGCAGAGUGUGAAAAGAGCUCAGCCACUACCUACUUCUGGUACCGAGAGGCCUUGGACAUCUCUGACUCUAUCUCGGAGAGUGGGGGCCUGAACUGGAAGAUGACCCUGUGCCUCCUCGUGGCCUGGAGCAUCGUGGGGAUGGCUGUUGUUAAGGGCAUCCAGUCCUCAGGGAAGGUGAUGUAUUUCAGCUCCCUCUUCCCCUAUGUGGUGCUGGCCUGCUUCCUGGUCCGGGGGUUGUUGCUGCGAGGGGCAGUUGAUGGCAUCCUACACAUGUUCACUCCCAAGCUGGACAAGAUGCUGGACCCCCAGGUGUGGCGGGAGGCAGCCACCCAGGUCUUCUUUGCCUUGGGCCUGGGCUUUGGUGGUGUAAUUGCCUUCUCCAGCUACAACAAGCAGGACAACAACUGCCACUUCGAUGCCGCCCUGGUGUCCUUCAUCAACUUCUUCACGUCAGUGUUGGCCACCCUCGUGGUAUUUGCCGUGCUGGGCUUCAAGGCCAAUAUCAUGAAUGAGAAGUGUGUGGUCGAGAAUGCUGAGAAAAUCCUAGGGUACCUCAACACCAAUGUCCUGAGCCGGGACCUCAUCCCACCCCACGUCAACUUCUCCCACCUGACCACAAAGGACUACAUGGAGAUGUACAAUGUCAUCAUGACCGUGAAGGAAGACCAGUUCUCAGCCCUGGGCCUUGACCCCUGCCUUCUGGAGGACGAGCUGGACAAGUCCGUGCAGGGCACAGGCCUGGCCUUCAUCGCCUUCACUGAGGCCAUGACGCACUUCCCUGCCUCCCCGUUCUGGUCUGUCAUGUUCUUCCUGAUGCUCAUCAACCUGGGCCUGGGCAGCAUGAUCGGGACCAUGGCGGGCAUCACCACGCCCAUCAUCGACACCUUCAAGGUGCCCAAGGAGAUGUUCACAGUGGGCUGCUGUGUCUUUGCAUUCUUCGUGGGGCUGUUGUUCGUCCAGCGCUCCGGAAACUACUUUGUCACCAUGUUCGAUGACUACUCGGCCACCCUGCCACUCACUCUCAUCGUCAUCCUUGAGAACAUCGCUGUGGCCUGGAUUUAUGGAACCAAGAAGUUCAUGCAGGAGCUGACAGAGAUGCUGGGCUUCCGCCCCUACCGUUUUUAUUUCUACAUGUGGAAGUUCGUGUCUCCACUAUGCAUGGCUAUACUCACCACAGCCAGUGUCAUUCAGCUGGGGGUCACGCCCCCGGGCUACAGCGCCUGGAUCAAGGAGGAGGCGGCCGAGCGCUACCUGUAUUUCCCCAACUGGGCCAUGGCGCUCCUGAUCACCCUCAUCGUCGUGGCGACGCUGCCCAUCCCUGUGGUGUUCGUCCUGCGGCACUUCCACCUGCUCUCUGAUGGCUCCAACACCCUCUCCGUGUCCUACAAGAAGGGCCGCAUGAUGAAGGACAUCUCCAACCUGGAGGAGAACGAUGAGACCCGCUUCAUCCUCAGCAAGGUGCCCAGUGAGGCACCUUCCCCCAUGCCCACUCACCGUUCCUAUCUGGGGCCCGGCAGCACAUCGCCCCUGGAAACCGGUGGUAACCCCAAUGGACGCUAUGGGAGUGGCUACCUCCUGGCCAGCACCCCUGAGUCGGAGCUGUGACCACUGCCCCAGCCCUGCCCGUCUCCCCCCCCACACUCAACCUGCCCACUCGUCCAGGCCUGGCCUCUUCCUCGAGGUGGUCACCAGGCCCAGGCCAGGCCCUUUGCCCAAGAAGAGAGGGUCUGCCCUGCCUCACUCCCCUCUUCAGUCCCAGAAGACUCUGCUCCCUAGCCCUGAGCAGGAGGCUGGAAGCAGCUCUGUUUCCCAAUUCAGGACCCCACUCGUCUAGCCUUCCAAGAGCCUCCGCCAGAUUGCAGCCAUGUAAUUGGAACAACCCAUUAGUCCGGCUUCCCAGUCCCUGGGAGAUUCCAAGUGGCCACUGCAGGAGUCACUCACCUCCCUCUCUUCCUGUAACUUGCCACCUGCAGUUCUUAGGGCUCUGGGGUGCCCUGAGCCGCCACAUGGUGGUGGUGAGAGG